AUGCCAUGUCUCAACAACAAGCAAACUUCUCUGGCCCUCGCAAACUCUCCAAAGUUGCAAGUUCCAUGGAUAGUAUCAUCGAACCAGGGCUCGGAGCGAAGACAACCCGAAAACCCGCCAGGGGCCUUCACCGUCAAUCAUUCAACACCCAAGCAACAGAAACUCCCCGUCAUAACGUUUUGGUGUCGUGGCAAUGAGUCAACUUUCAACUUGAUCCUUGUGUGCGUUCCCACAGGCCAGCCAAAAGGCCCUUGGCACGAAAGCGCAUAUUUUACCACCCUAUGCGGUAAGUCACCUUCAUCGCGAAACGCAGAAAAUAGUGUGCUCAUUGAAUUAUGUGCAAGAUGCCGGGGGUAUCAAACUACCACGAGAGUCCAGACUUCCUCUGCUCGCCUUCCGCCUGUCUGCUUUAGUCAUGAUGUGAUCCGCCGAGAUGGCUUGUGUGCGCGUGGUCCACGUCGCCUUGCGCAUGUGCGGCGAUUGGCCGACGCAAACCACCACCUCGAUGCAAAAUGUAAAAGUAACCCCGCGCGCGCAGUUCGUUCCAUGUCGUUCACCCAACCGAAGGGGCAAGGCUGUCGUCGCGCGUCGUCGAGUCCAUCUUCCUUUCCGACUUCGCACCAAAUUUGUCUCAAACUCUGCCCUGCGUGACUUUAUCCCACCCUCUUUGCUCGCACAUCCGACACUGCGCGCCGACGUCGCCGCCGUUGCGCGCCAGCCAAUCAUUCGCCG
Colletotrichum destructivum is the source of this 732-nucleotide messenger RNA. RefSeq lists its product as uncharacterized. The coding region runs from base 1 to 651 and encodes 216 amino acids. The record is from RefSeq and is a predicted model, not a curated record. NCBI's taxonomy places the organism in Eukaryota, Fungi, Ascomycota, Sordariomycetes, Glomerellales, Glomerellaceae. The transcript is spliced from 3 exons.